Molecule: messenger RNA, 936 nt
Organism: Puccinia graminis f. sp. tritici CRL 75-36-700-3
Lineage: Eukaryota; Fungi; Basidiomycota; Pucciniomycetes; Pucciniales; Pucciniaceae
Exons: 2
Coding region: 1-936 (311 amino acids)
Source: RefSeq, a predicted model, not a curated record
AUGACCAACCCCUUACAGUCAAUCAGUGACUCGGUCAAAAAUUCAUCAUCGCAAAACCCUCUCGAUAACCCUUCCGACCAAAACCCCACACAAUCCCAACAAACACAACAACCACACCUUCCCUUGACUUCAGACGCCUCCACACCCGGGCCGAAGAGAACCCUCACUUCCAACGUCCCACCCGCUCCAUCAAAAGCCCCAGCGCUCAAGUCCACCGAAGGACGUGCACAACCCCAAACGCAACCCAAACAAUCCAGCGGGAAAAACUCGACGCUUUCAUCGAAAGGGACAACCUCCCAAAUGACGAAAACCGCCUCAGCCCUGUGCAAAGAAGUCGGCUCGACGGGCGUGGGGUCACAAGAACCACAAUGCGUUGCGAUAGUCGACCCAAGCGCAACGAAGGCGAAAGCAACGGAAAUGCUACUAGCGAAAGCCAUCAAAGCCCAAGAACAGGGCAACAAAGAGAGAGCUGACCGAUUUUUCUCAAUGCACGACACCCUAUUGAAAGAAGACUCGAGAAUCGUUUCCCAAAACGCGGAUGAGAUUCAAGUGAUCGCAAGCCUUCCGGUAAUCCCCCAGAAGAGGCCUUCAGCUUCCGGGGGACCCACAGAAUCUAACGGCAUCAAGUUCCUCUGGGAGAGGUCGAACUCCCAUGACGACGGGGGCUUCACCCCUUACUUCCACAAGAAUAUCAGCGAGCUGAAAGGACCAAUCCCCCUUACCAUUUUCAACCGGAAGUGGCAGGAAGAAGCACUCAGUUACCACUCAAGGAACCGGGCCAAAACAGACAAGACGGCAGCAGAGAAAGGUCUUCGCUACCACGGUCUCGCCGUCCCCGACAAAUGGCUACAGUCAUUCUCAGACUGGACGUUGAAUCACAGAUGUUUCCACGACACGAUGAAAGACCGCUACAACUUCCCGGUUCUAGCGGUGUAA